Populus euphratica (Euphrates poplar) is the source of this 1746-nucleotide messenger RNA. RefSeq names its product protein notum homolog. Bases 389 to 1594 code for a protein of 401 amino acids. Lineage: Eukaryota; Viridiplantae; Streptophyta; Magnoliopsida; Malpighiales; Salicaceae. Gene Ontology annotation, molecular function: hydrolase activity. The record is from RefSeq and is a predicted model, not a curated record. The transcript is spliced from 13 exons.
UCACCAAACCAAACCAAAUCCAUGAUUCAUCACCAGUUCACACACCAGAUAAAGAAUGGUGUUUGUCUUCCCUUUCAAGAUUCUAUGAUCGUAAGGAUAGCUCAUCAAUCUGUCGAUGGGUCUCAUUUACCGGGUUUGGUCAUUUCCUUUCCUCUCUUACAUAAUUGGUUGCUAUGUCUCGUUCACGACAUGAAUAUAUAAUGCACGAGUUGGAGCCAGCAUUAUAUCUACCCGAUGUCCCUCCUCUUUCAUAUCAUUUCAUUUCAUUUCCUUUCAAUGCAAAAAACGCACUGCUAACGUUCAAGAUUCAUCUUGAUUAGUUUCUAGAGGAUCGAGCACCCCAUUUCACCUUGCAUAGCUCCUGAUCUCUUGGCCUCCACCAUUCAAGAUGGAAUUAGCAGUAGCCAUGCUAUUAAUACUGCUGAGUUUAGCAUCGUGGUGCGUGCUUUCAGAGGGCCGGCUUCUUGUGGACAUGACUCUGGUUUCGGAUGCUUCCAACAUUGGUGCCUUUUGCUUGGAUGGAAGUUUGCCUGCGUAUCAUCUGCACAGAGGAUUCGGAGCUGGUGCAAGCAACUGGCUUUUGCAAUUUGAGGGAGGUGGGUGGUGCAAUGAUAUACAAUCAUGCUUGGAUCGAGCCAAAACGAAGCAUGGAUCUAGCCUUUACAUGAACAAGUUGGAGGAUUUCAAUGGAAUCCUAAGCAACGAUGCCUCACUUAAUCCAGAUUUUUAUAAUUGGAACCGUGUGAAGCUUAGAUAUUGUGAUGGAGGUUCGUUUUCUGGAGAUGCCAAAUUUGACAAUGGGACAUCAGUCCUUUACUUCAGAGGACAAAAGAUUUGGGAAGCAAUCAUUCUUGAUCUCCUCCCCAAAGGUUUGGGGAAUGCAGACAAGGCUUUGCUUUCAGGUUGCUCUGCUGGGGGUUUAUCAUCCUUUCUCCACUGCGAAAACCUUUACCGGGCAUUACCGACGAAUACCAGUGUGAAAUGCUUGAGCGAUGCUGGAUUUUUUUUGGAUGAAAGAGACAUCACUAUGAACUACACCAUGAGGACCUUCUUUGAAAACCUUGUUUCUCUACAGGGAAUUGAAAAGAAUCUGGAUAAAACCUGCACUAGUUUCCUUGACAAUCCAAAACUGUGCAUGUUUCCACAGUAUUUCUUGAAUUACAUGACAACACCGUUCUUCAUCCUGAACACAGCCUAUGAUGUAUACCAAUUCCAUCAUGCAUUGGUUCCGCCCUCUGCUGACAUGAAUGGAGACUGGAAGCGUUGCAAGCUUAGCAUAGCAUCAUGUACUCCAAAGCAGCUUGACAUACUGCAAGGUUUCAGGGGUGAUAUGCUGGCGGCAUUGAGUUCAUUUCUCAAGGAUUCCACAAGCGGGGGAAUGUUUAUAAAUUCAUGCUUUGCUCAUUGCCAAAGUGAGACACAAGAAACAUGGUUUGCACUUGGCUCCCCGAGUAUCCAGGAUAAGACUAUUGCAGAAGCAGUCGGUGAUUGGUAUUUUAGUAGAAAUAUAAGCAAGUUAAUCGACUGCGCGUAUCCUUGCGACGCUUCCUGCCAUAACACCAUUGCACAGGUGCAAAUGUUGCUGGUUUCCUAGAAGGGCAAGAUAUAGAUGAAAUACAGAGAUUUUUACAGGCUUCAUUCCUUGAACUCUGGAGAUAUUAGAAAGAAAAGGAAGAGUAUACAGAAGGGAUACUGGAAGGAAGUGCAGAAAACAAUGGAGGGAGUUCACAGCAUUUUUUUUUACUA